UCCCGCCUGUUCCGGUGUGGCCCAUCCGCCUCCCUCCGCCGCCCACUGCUUACUUUUCUUCCUUCCACACCUUCCUCCCUUCCUCCACUCUCCUUCCUUCCCCUCCUUUUAUCCCAUCCCAACGAUGGCACCUUUCUUUUGCCUCGCGUACAAGAGUCGGGGCUCCGAGCCACCAACCACUACUUCCGUUCUUGCUUCAGCGUCGCCUCUUUCUCUCGCUGUGAAGAAUCUGGUUGGUUGCGAGAGGGAAGGAGAUCAGACGUGAAGUACUUCGUACAAGGGACAGGGAAUGAGGGAUUUGGUUGUGGUGGUGCUGUGGUUGUUGGUGUUGGUGAGUUGGGGAGAGGGAAAGAGCGCUGAUGUGGAGGUGAGGGUGGUAGGGGAGGCCGCCAUCGCCACCACUGACGAGCAUUUCGUGUGCGCGACGAUCGACUGGGGGCCUCCUGAACACUGCGACCCUGCCGAUACUCGUUGCCUUGCAGCUCACCCGCAGACUUCCGUCCUUAACUUGGACUUGCAUAACCCUCUUCUAGCCAAGGUUGUCAAAGCUUUUGAUCGGUUGAGGAUAAGGAUCGGGGGAUCAUUGCAAGAUCAAGUUAUUUAUGAUGUGGGAGAACUGCAGUCCCCAUGCUUACCUUUCAAAAGGGAUAAAAGUGGGUUGUUUGGUUACACUGAGGGUUGUUUGCGCAUGGACAGGUGGGAUGAACUGAAUAAGUUCUUCAACCAGACAAGGGCAAUCGUUACCUUUGGCCUAAAUGCACUAUACGGGAGAAAGAAAGGUGUAAAUGAAGUUUGGACUGGUGAUUGGAAUCCUAACAACAGCCAUUCCUUUAUAGACUAUACAGUUAAGAAGGGAUUUCAAAUUGAUUCAUGGGAAUUUGGGAAUGAACUAAGUGGAAAGGGCAUUGGUGCAAGUGUACCUUCUGGACAAUAUGCCAAAGACCUGAUUAAGCUCAGAUCCCUAAUAAAUGAGAUUUAUGAUAGCAACUCAUUGCACCCACUGUUGCUGGCGCCAGGGGGUUUCUAUGAUGAGCAUUGGUUUAGUCAACUUCUUCAGGAUUCAAGGCCAGGAGUAUUUAACGUGUUAACACAUCACAUUUAUAAUCUUGGUGCACCUGAUGAUCCCAAUCUCAUUGAAAAGGUCUUGGACCCUGGCUAUCUUAGCCAUGUAGCUGGGACCUUUAGAAGUCUUCAUAGCAUUAUACAAAAAUUUGGUCCAUGGACGACUGCUUGGGUUGGAGAAGCUGGUGGUGUCUUCCGUGGUGGUGCUCCUGAUUUUUCUGAUACUUAUGCAGACAGUUUCUGGUACUUGGAUCAGCUUGGUAUGUCAGCUAGAUAUGACACAAAGGUGUACUGCAGACAGAAAUUGAUAGGCAGCAACUACAGUCUCCUAAAUGUAGAAACGAUGGUACCAUAUCCUGAUUACUACAGUGCAUUGUUGUGGCAUCAACUCAUGGGGAGAAGAGUUCUUUUCACCAAUGUUACUGGGUCAGCGUAUUUGAGAGCCUAUGCACAUUGCUCAAAAGACAAUGCCGGAAUUACAAUGCUUCUGAUAAAUCUGAGUAAUGAUACAGAAUUCAGGAUCAUGUUACAAACAGAUGCCAAUAUCACUGCACCACCAUCUGAGAAUAUCAUCAUCAAGAAGAAGGGAACGUUCAUGCAUGGACUUAAAAAAGUUGUGGCAUGGAUGGGAAAGAUGGCUCCUAACCCUAAAGUUAGGAGAAGGGAGUACCAUCUAACUCCAAGGCAUGGAAAGCUCAGAAGCCAAAGCAUGUUGCUGAAUGGGGAGCUACUGGAGCUUACCCUUGAUGGUGACAUUCCUUCUUUAAGUCCUGCAUUUGUCGGUGCCAAUUCUUCUAUAUCCGUCAUGCCCUUGUCUAUUGCAUUUGUUAACUUCCCUCAUAUUGAUGCUCUGGCCUGUUCUCCUGACAAGGCAGCUCGAACAUAGAUGGUUAUAAAUCUUGUCCUACAGUUGCAUUUAUUUGUUAGAUGACGGCUAUUUUCAUAAUCCCCAAGCAAAGGAUUGGGAGAUUUCCUGUCAUACUGUGAGUAUCGUCAUCCUUCUGCUGACUUGCUCUGGUUCUUGUAUAGGUAGUCUUGAUUUUGUUUGUCAUUGUGGCCCAAGGCACUAGUUUUUUGUCUAUUGUUAUGAGUCUCGCUGUCAAUUGGGUGGGUGAAGGGCAUUAUUUUAUUGGUGAGUGUAUCAUGCAUUUUCUUUCUUGCGUAAAGUGUAUCAUACAACCACAUGAUUAGAUUUCAGAACAAUACUGAUGGUAAUUUAAAUGAAUUUCUGUGA
Molecule: messenger RNA, 2296 nt
Organism: Nymphaea colorata (pocket water lily)
Lineage: Eukaryota; Viridiplantae; Streptophyta; Magnoliopsida; Nymphaeales; Nymphaeaceae
Product: heparanase-like protein 2
Exons: 9
Coding region: 290-1948 (552 amino acids)
Cellular component (GO): plant-type cell wall; membrane
Molecular function (GO): beta-glucuronidase activity
Source: RefSeq, a predicted model, not a curated record